CAAUGCGAGUGGAAAAAGUAACCAACUAAGUGCAACGACGCAGCAAAGAUAUUCUGGGACUUUGUUUUAUGUAAGGGAAUUAAAGGUUGUACUUGGGUUUGCCGAUAGUUAACAAUUUCCUCGUCUCAGGUGUGCUCAAGAAGUUUGGGAUGGUGUUAAGGUGCAUUCGCUCCAAGUGGCUGGAGAUUGUUUCACGUCCUCCCCCCCCCCCCACCCCCCAAGUUUAUCGGAGCUCAGUAAAGUUGACUUCUCCUAAGACUCUUGAAUGAGUUGUAGCCGUUAACUCUUGAGCAGCAUAAACAUGUUAAAAUAGUCUUGAAUUACAAAUUCUCUCAUUUAGAGCACUGCGAGUAAUACUUUGGCGUUGCCUCCUUAACAGCUUGAUGACAUUAAACUAAACUGAACAACAAGUAAAGAAUGUAUAAAACCCACACAUGAAGCAGUGAACAACCACCUGCAUUGAAAUCAUGUUAAACUCGACCCUUUACGCAGUGAGGAAAAGGAAGAGACCUACACAGAAAACUAAACCGGAUGGCGUCAAGUCCAAUUCAUCCAAGAGACAUCGGGCACGGCUGAAUACCGAACUGGAGCGACUGGGCGAGGUGUUGCCAUUUCCCAAGGAGGUGAUCAACAAACUGGACAAGUUGUCAGUCCUCCGGCUCAGCGUCAGCUUCCUGAGAGCCAAGAGCUACUUUGAGGUUGCACUUCAGAAUCGGAAGAGCAGUGAUGUGGAGAAUCCCCCUUCAUCCAGCAGUGAAUCGGUUUGCACCCCUACUAAAUUGCCACAGGUUCCUGCUGAGACUGGUAUCUCAGAGGGAGACCUCAUGCUACAGGCACUGAAUGGCUUUGUACUUGUGGUAACAGCAGACGGGACAAUUUUCUAUUCUUCGCAAACUAUACAGGAUUACUUGGGUUUCCAUCAGUCUGACAUCAUCAAUCAGAGCGUCUUUAAGCUGAUCCACACAGAAGACCGUGAGAAGUUCCGAUGUCAGCUUCGUUGGGCUUGUAGCCCACCCUCGUCUGCAACAGAAGAAGGAGCAAAGGAAAAAGACUCUGCAAAUGGAGGGGAGACACUGUGCCCAAACAGCCAGCCACCACCGGACAACUCAGACGUCCUGGACCGCAGCUUUGAGUGUCGCUUCCGAUGCCUGCUGGACAACGUGUCAGGAUUCCUGGCGUUGCACUUCCAUGGGAGGUUGAAAUUUCUACAUGGGCAGAACAGGUCAGAAAAUGGAAGCCCGCUGCCUCCCCAGUUGGCUCUGUUCGCCAUUGCCACCCCUGUCCAGCCCCAGACCUUGCUGGAGAUCCGAACAACAAGCCGGUGGUUUAGGACAAAGCACAAGCUCGACUACACGACCUUGUCAUGCGACACAAAAACGAGCCUGGUGCUGGGCUGGACAGAGGCAGAGCUACAGAUGCACUCAGGUUACCAGUUCAUUCACUACGAAGAUCUGGCUCACUGCGCUGAGAACCACCUGAGAAUGAUGAAGACGGGGUACACUGGAGUGACCAUUUGUCGACUUCUGUGCAAAGAUAAUCGCUGGCAGUGGAUACAAGCCAUCGCGUGGCUCGUGUACAAGGAUGGACAGCCAGAUUACAUUGUGUCCAAUCAGCGAACCUUAUCGGAUGCAGAAGGUGAAGAGCACCUUCAGAAAAGGAUGAGUCAGGCUUCAAGGUUCAUGCUUUCCGAAUCUGCUUCACUCUAUGAAUGUUCCAAUGGCAUUUCUCCCCAACCCCAGGUGCACACCCGGCUUCGAACUGUCGAAAUGGAUCACAGGAAGAUCCAAGAACAAUCUUCCUCAAAGGCCACCGAGAAGGCAGUGAAAGGUCUCGGUGGAACUGAAAACGAACCCUUGACAAUACUCACCCUUCCACCUGUUGAGAACACUGUGGAGGGAAACAGAAAACUGCCAACUCACCUCUGUGAUGGGCUGUUAUCUGACAGUAGCAAUGAAGGAGCUGUUGAGUUGACUGGCUUUCCAAGGAGUGGAAAAACCUCUCCAGUCAACAGUUCCCCUGACGUUUCCCCAGAGGGCUUGGAGCAGAUGUUGCAAUGUUAUGGUUUGAUCCCAGAAGAUUUGGAACUAAUUCACCAAGAUGAACUGAUAAAACAUAUUGAGCUCGACAACUUGAAGAGCGAGUUAACUUCCAAUUCUGUUUCCAAUGAAUGUUUUCCUAAAAACACUAGCUCAUAUAUUGGGCACAGCUCCUCACUGGUGAGUGAAGACUGGGGCUAUGCUCAGUCAAGCUUGCGUUGUUCUUCAAACCUCGAUGUCAGCUGGACAACUACAGAUGACAUGUCCACAAGCAAUCAGCUGCUCUCACCACAACACCCUCAAGGGAUUCACUAUCACCUCCAGUCAUCUCCGGGCCCUGAAGCCUCCUAUCUACAAAUUGCCUCCAUGAAUUACAUUCCCUACAUAACAUGUUCCGCGUCACAUCCAAUCUUGCAGUUAAACAUACCAGGGGGAAAGGAAACUCAGAACUUUUCCACCGCCAAAGUGGACACCACAUUAACUCGGCUGAAUAUUUGUGAUAGUCAAACCAAUUGGCUGAACGAUUCCAGCCCAACGAACCUGAUGCAGCCCUUAUGUGGUGAAGAUGCACACAAGUCUGAUGGGGGUCAACCCUACAGGAUUCCAACCCAAACGGGUAAUAGGUUUCAUUGCUCCUGCUGAUAAUCAAGGUGUUUGGAACAGGGAUCGAUCCUAUGAAGAUAUGCACUGAAAUCAUAACAUCCGGGCUCAAUUGACAACUUGACUAUUAUCUUCCAUGGAACUUGGGGCUCUUUGGUCUUAGACCUUUUCUAGUCUGACUAUUGGUAUUGGUUUACUAUUGUCACUUGUACCGAGGUACAGUGAAAAACUUGUCUUGCAUACCGAUUGUACAGGUCAAUUCAUUACACAGUGCAGUUACAUUGAGUUAGUACAGAAUGCAUUGAGGUAGUACAAGUAAAAACAAUAACAGUACAGAGUAAAGUGUCACUGUGACAGCAAAAGUGCAGUGCAAUAAGGCGCAAGGUCACAACAAGGUAGAUUGUGAGGUCAAAAGUCCAUCUCAUUGUAUAAGGGAACCGUUCAAUAGUCUUAUCACAGUGGAAUAGAAGCUGUCCUUAAGCCUGGUGGUACAUGCCCUCAGGCUUCUGUAUCUUCUACCUGAUGGGAGAGGAGAGAAGAGAGAAUGACUCAGGUGGGUGGGGUCUUUGAUUAUGCUGGCUGCUUCACCAAGGCAGCGAGAGGUAAAGACAGAGUCCAUGGAGGGUAGGCUGGUUUCCGUGACGUGCUGGGCUGUGUCCACAACUCUCUGCAGUUUCUAGCGGUCUUGGGCAGAGCAGUUGCCGUGCCAGGCCAUGGUGCAUCCAGAUAGGAUGCUUUCUGUGGUGCAUCGAUAAAAGUUGGUGAGUGUCAAAGGGGACAUACUGAAUUUCUUUAGCCUCCUAAGGAAGUAGAGGUGCUGGUGAGCUUUCUUGGCUGUGGCACAGGGACAAUGAUCAAAUUUGGUAUGAAUUUGUAAUACAAUAAAAUCUCCAAAUAACAUCUGGCUUCACAAACCUCCAAACCCAAAAUCUAAUAAAGAAGAGGGCAUCUUAAUGAACCUGGCCUGCAGGAGGAGAGUAUGAGCAGGAGAAGGACAUGCCUCAGGUUUGCCUCAUGGUGAUCUUUAAUCCAGGGAAUAUCAUACAUGAUCUUCAGCUCCUCUGUUUUAAAACUGCAAGGUGGCUUUUGUUAAGAUGAUGUGAUGCAAAGUUAUUUAACUUUAAGUUCCUUAUUGGAGCUAUGUGAGGAAGGAAUUCUCCUCCUCCAUUUUGGAGAAUCAAUUUUCUGCAUUUGCACCAAUGACAUUGGAUAGCUUUCCAAUUUGCUGGUUUUAAUGUUUUAUAUGUGUUUGUGUGCAGUUUUUGAAUGUUAUCGCUUGGGUUUAGUAUCUUUGUUUGCAGGAUAAUCUGUGUUUGCCCCUAAACUUAAUCUCAAUGCCAUACACCGACAGGAAAGUAUUGAAUAAGUGAAGCUUUCAAGCACUGAUCCCUGUUUUAUUCUUGUACUAUAGAACUGGCUUUUAGAUGCAUUGAAUCUCAUGAUGGAAGUUGGCUCGGCCCCACGCAACUUUCACCAAAGUUAAUUAAUAGAUACUUCCCUGAUGGAGGAAGAGGAGUCUUAAUUCUACAGUGUUGGCACCUGGUGUCAUAUCUUAUAGAGAAACAAGAUAAGAUCCCUUUAUUAGUCACAUGUACAUCGAAACACACAGUAAAAUGCAUCUUUUUGCGUAGAGUGUUCUGGGGGGCAGCCCGCAAGUGUCGCCACACUUCCAGCGCCAACAUAGCAUGCCCACAACUUCCUAACCCAUAUGUCUUUGGAAUGUAGGGGGGAAACCGGAGUACCUGGAGGAAACCCACACAGACACGGGGAGAAUAUACAAACUCGUUACAGACAGUGGCGGGAAUUGAACUUGGGUCGCUGGCGCUGUAAUAGCGUUACGCUAUGUGACCACUGUCACCAGGGGACAAGGGAGAAGGUGCAGAGAAGACCAACAAAAUAAUUCUUCAUCAUAGCAGGGCUGGAUAAAUCUGGGCCUUUCAGUCUGGAAAGGAGAGACUCUUAUAAGUGCAACAUUACUUUCAAUUAUUAUUGGAAGAGUAGAAUAAUGAGAUGGCUGUUCAAACUAAUCAAAGACAAAUUUAUACCCAACUUCAAGUUCAUCAAUACAUGACUCCAAAAUAGAGGAGAUGAAAAUUUGUAGAAUCGUUCAUGAGUCAAAGGGAAUGAUAAUGACAAAGUGUCGGGUCUCUCUCAAAGGGACAACUAAGGCGAGUCAAUUGGCCUUCCUGAAAUAUAUAACGUUUACUGUCAUGUCAAUGUAGAACUAAUGACAGAAGAAAAGUCCAGUGCACCUUGCUGUCUCUGGCUGGUUAAGUGUGUUGCCUGGUGUUACAACAAGCUAAAGAGCCAAGAAAGAUAUGUGGUUUAAUUUUAAUCUGUCCCAUGUUUCAUUGGCCUUGGUCAGGCUAUACACUGUUGACCAGCAGUGGAGGGGAUAACUUGUGAUCUCAUUCCCCCUAGAAGUUUAUAAAGAAUAUAUGCCCAAGUGUUAUCGUAAAAUGUCCUCAUGGACUGCAGGAUUUAUAGGAACAGGAACCCACCACAAACCCCCUUUCAGCCUUCUGUACCAUUCCAGUGAUUGUGGCUGAUCUGUGAGUGAACUUCAUGUAUACACACCUUUGCCACAUGUCUCUCAAACCUUUGGUCUACAAAAUCCUGUCAGUCUCAGAUUUAAGAUUAACAACUAACCUAGAAUUAACAAUGAACAUGAGGACUUGAAGAGGUUUUGUUUUGUUUCUGAGCAACACAAAAGAUUUGAGAAAUGCAUAUUUUUGGGUUACAUAAACAUUUUCUUACAAAACUGCUUUUUAUUUUACAUGCAAU
Pristis pectinata (smalltooth sawfish) is the source of this 5420-nucleotide messenger RNA. RefSeq names its product aryl hydrocarbon receptor-like. Gene Ontology annotation, molecular function: transcription cis-regulatory region binding; protein dimerization activity; nuclear receptor activity. The transcript has 12 exons. Gene Ontology annotation, cellular component: aryl hydrocarbon receptor complex; nucleus. NCBI's taxonomy places the organism in Eukaryota, Metazoa, Chordata, Chondrichthyes, Rhinopristiformes, Pristidae. The record is from RefSeq and is a predicted model, not a curated record. The coding region runs from base 468 to 2678 and encodes 736 amino acids. Gene Ontology annotation, biological process: regulation of transcription by RNA polymerase II.